Messenger RNA from Fusarium venenatum, 3600 nucleotides. RefSeq lists its product as uncharacterized. NCBI's taxonomy places the organism in Eukaryota, Fungi, Ascomycota, Sordariomycetes, Hypocreales, Nectriaceae. The record is from RefSeq and is a predicted model, not a curated record.
AUGGCAACAGAGGCUGCCGUUGACAAAGCUGCCGAUGCCACUGCCUCUCAGUCCCAGCCUGCGCCCGACGCUCACAAUGUCGAUCCCGUCCGCUCGAAUUUGAAUGGCAGUGCCGGCAACGAUGAUAUUGAGAACAAGCAUAUUACGAGUGUCGAAGAUCAGCUCACUUCCGCCGAUGCCAGUGCUAGCGGAGGGUCGGAUACGGAGACAUCGCGUGCAGAUGGUUCAAAGAGCAAGGAUGAAGACAAAGGGCAUGGUCGCGCAGGCUCAACAGUCAAGAAACCCGCUACGUUCAAGGCUGUCUCUGUCAAUAAGACCUUCCUUGCAACGAAGGCUGCUGCCAAUAGCGCUUCAGCCAAGGUCGCCGAGAAACAACCUACUGGUUCCAGCACUCCCCCGACAAGCUCGGCGACUCUCUCUUCCUCGCGACCUCGACUUAUAGCCAAGACGGGCAGCAGCACGCGCGACUCAUCACCUCGGUUCUCCGGAGGCGUUAAUGGAGGAAAACCCGGUAGUGCGCCGGAUGCAAGUGCGGUUUGGAACAAGAACCGACCUGUUCCUCCCCCUGAACCAAAGAAGUUGACUGAUGAGGAGCUGAAGAAGUAUGGCAUUCAUAUGGCCAGUCGAUUAAACGAAGAUGAUGCGCAAGGACAAAACAAAUGGGCGGACAUUGACGAUGAUGAUGACGAUUGGGCUCCUGAAGCUAUCACCUGGGGUGAUGGCACAAAGACGACCCUGCCUCACCCAGAUGAAAAUCCUCCCCCACCGCCCUCCGACAGUGGUUCUGUUGCAUCAAAAGGAAAGACCCUCGAUAAACCACGAUCUCCGGCUCCUCCUAUUUCUGUGAGCUCCCCAUUGACAAAAUCGAGCAAUCUUGCCCAGGGCAAGGGACUUGUAUUGAAGAGUGGUUCUCAGGACAAGCCCACUCUUGUCGCCAAACCCCCGGCACCUCCGGUGCCAGUAAAGUCUCCAUGGGCAACUCUACCUCCCGUCGAAAAAGCUUCACCGAUUCCGGAACCUGCCACUCUUGCUAGACAACCAUUCAACAAGGGCAUGACACCGCCUCCUCCCAAGGAAAUCGCAGCCGAUGAUUUUAACCGACACGCAUGGAGAGACGGCUCAUCCCAUGGAAACCGGGAGUUGUAUAACUCUCACUCUGGGCGUUAUGAACCUGUGCAAGAUAAUCGACGUGGUUCGAUGCGAAUGGAGCAGCACCCUAGGAACCACCCGUCCCUGUUACAACGACCACCUCAGCUGGAUUACCCAGCCGAGCCCUCUGGUGCGUUCCAAACCAGCAGAGCCAGCCAGGAACCUCCUUUUGGUAGACGACGAGGAUCUUCUAAUGUCAGUGGUGGAAGUGGCUCGUUUAUGCAGCGUAUGAACAAGGGGAGCGAUGGUUCGCUCCCUCCACCAGAACAACAUGAUGUUCGUAGGCCGUCCUUUGUGGGCUCUGUUGAUAGCCCUGUGUCACCCGGCCUCUUAGGCCCAGCGCAUGGCCCGCCAAGGGGUCAGCAUCAAUCUAAUUGGAUGCCUCCCCGCGCAUCUCCUAGCCCUGCCGUUGCGCAACCACACCAUAAUGAGCCUCUCCCAGAGCAAGUCGCUGGACCACCACCUCCGGUUCACCCUGGUGAUGACGUCGAAUACCAGAGAAAGCUUAUGCGAGAGCGUAGGGAGUCGGCUAGAAAGCGAAAACAAGAGGAAGAAGCUCGUGAGGAAGCCGAGCGCAGAGAGCGCAUCCAAAAGAAGUUAGAUGCUAUGGGACCUGCGCCAGAGAAAAAGACAGCAAAGAAGGAGUCUGCAGACAAGUCCAAUGAUGUUUCGCAUCCUACACAUAUUCAACAACGAGAGAGCCCUGGAGCUUCGAGCCAGCCUCCUGCAGUGCAAAAUGAUGGUGAUCAUUCGGCUGCUCAUGAGCGGCCACAAGAUUCUGAAAGCCAAAUAACGAAUUCAUCUCCAAGGCAGGGAGCUGCUGCCAGGCGUGUAUCUCAUAGUCAAGAAGCCAAGCCCACCGAGCUUUGGGGAGCAGCUGCGGCCUCACGACAGGACCGAGCCGUUUCGACAUGGGGCACCGGAUCACAGCCAGUGGCCCGCAAUGUCUGGGGCUCCCCUAAUAAUGACAGAGGCCUCGGUAAUGGUACUUUCAGCACGGAUAUCGGGCGUCUGCCUUUGGACAGCCGCCCGACUUCUCAAGGAGGCAAGGGUCCGUCACCUAUUGCUCCUCCUAACGUUACCCAACAGCCUUCACAACCUCGACAGCCCCCGGCUCCUAUUGGUUCUGGACCUGCGCGGUAUGGUUCCUCUGGUCCUCGUCCCGCUCCAACAUCCGAUGUGGCGAAUAAAUGGAUUAACGCUGUCGGUGAAAACGACAAGAAGAUGAGCGCCAGUCGAUUAGUAGAUAAGAUUGAGCGUGAUCGCCAACUUGCUGAGCGCGGUCUAACCCUCGAGGAUGCCCAACCUGUCAUUAAAGACACCUGGCGUCAAGUCCACGCUCCCGGCGAUGGUACACGACGAUCUAUCGGCCCUCAAGAUGCACAGCCCGCAGGUCCCUGGAGGACUGCUGGCGAUGAAGCAACAGAGGACUUUAAUAAUGUUACAGUGGCCGGUGGCACAAUUGGCACAGGAGCGGCUUCUCAAGGCCGUUCUUCGCGAUUCUUCCCAACAAGGGACCCUUAUGACAGGACCAGCGAGAACGAGCCAUCGCGCUCAAAAUCGCCAACUCCUCCCCCGCCCACUAUGGAAGGUCAUCCAGCCUAUGAGGGCAAUGCGCAGAGACCUCAUGUGUCGCUCCCUCCACCUCAGCCAGUAGUAAGACUGCCGCCAUCUAUGGCAGCCUCGCAACCUCCUGCAAGUCAUGUGCAAUUCGGCUGGGCCCAUCCACCUACCUUUAAGGAUGUCGUACGGGGCCCUGUCAGCCCCAGCCGUCUCCCCUUGUCAACUGGCGAGUCUUCACAGGAGAAAUGGCAGAACCGAAUCAACAGCUUGCUCGGAAGCUCGAAAUCACCACCUCAACGAUCUAUUGGCGUUGAUCCUGCAAGUAAGAGCGCUUUGGACCAGGUCGCCCACCAUGAUUCUGCUACAGUCUCUCUGCCCGGAAACGGCGCCCCAACUCACUCCACUAAGGGCAGACCGUCAUCUAUCACCAAGCCCAUGGCUGAAGAGUGUUUUGAAGAACAGGAAAUGGGAUCUCUUCCCCAGAUCCGACUACCGCACAAGGCCCCCGAGGCCGCCUGGCAGCCAGCAUUGGCACAGAACAAGCCUUUACCAAAGAAGUUUGCGGUUCAGCCAACUGCUAUGGAACCAUACUACUUUGCUGCAGAAGUAGUCGGUGGCGGCAAUGCUAUGAGAAUUCGUUUGCCCGAAAUGAAAGACACCAAAAUUGUCACUGUCCCUUUCUCCGCAACUAGAGGCGGUCGAGGCUCAUCAACUCGGGGUGGUCCUAGGAGUCGUGGCUCUGGUUACGAGCGACGAGGAGGUAAACGAGAUGUGUCAAGUUCGCGAGGGGAGCAUCCUACAUCAACAUCAACUCGAGGAGGCCGUGGUAGCUACCGUGGCCGAGGCUCCGAUUGGGGCCGCAACAAUUCUGCCUCACUGACUGCUUAG